Messenger RNA from Cydia fagiglandana, 6760 nucleotides. Its product is annotated as titin-like. Gene Ontology annotation, molecular function: actin binding; muscle alpha-actinin binding. Gene Ontology annotation, biological process: actin cytoskeleton organization; muscle structure development. Gene Ontology annotation, cellular component: adherens junction; Z disc; stress fiber. The record is from RefSeq and is a predicted model, not a curated record. Lineage: Eukaryota; Metazoa; Arthropoda; Insecta; Lepidoptera; Tortricidae. Bases 99 to 6647 code for a protein of 2182 amino acids. The transcript is spliced from 21 exons.
GUCGUAUCUCAAUCAGAAUGCGGUCACCGUCUCAGUGCCAAGUUUAACGGCCAGUUAGCGUUUAACUGUGCCCUGGACCGCCGGCCACUAACGAACAGAUGGAGGUGGAAGUGCGGCUCACGAGGACGGGAGAGGAGCCCUGGGGCUUCAGACUCAUCGGGGGCACCGAUUUCAACAUGCCCCUCACCGUCGUCAAGGUUCUACCCGACUCACCUGCAGACCUCGCCGGUAUUCGCAACGGGGAUACCGUCACCAGCAUACAGGGGGAAAGAGCGGCCACGAUGACACAUGACGGGGCUAAAGCGGCUGUGGCGGCGGCAGCGGACCGCCUCAGCCUUGGAGUGAUGCGCGGUCUCUACGACCUGACACUGGACGAUUACGACCCGAUAGACGAGCCGCUAGACCAGGACGAUUUCGACCAGCCCUCUCACCCGACUGAGGUAUUCCAAAUACAGCAAUUCGGCGACACCCCCCUCGACUCCAAAGACCCUAGCCGGUCCCGCACUGGGUCCCGGGGUAACCUCGACCGGAGGUCUCUUAGCGAAGGUCGCAAUGAUUACGAACAGAGGUCCUUAACUGAAUCCCCUUACUUCCUUAACACCAAACCUUAUAGACCUUUCUCCACUGAACCAUCCCCAAUCCCCCCUUUAGAGAAACCUAUUAUACUUAAUCCUAAUUAUCAUGAUGAAUUUAGUACAUUUGAUGAUGGCCUUGAGCCUCCUGUUGAUCUUCCUAAAGUUGAUGAAUUCGCGGGGAUCCUUAGUGAGAAAAGUAGAUAUAAACUCCCAAUUUCAAAACAAUAUGAUCCUGAUGGAACUAAGCUUAAGAGAACGAAAGAAAUAACGACAGUCACUAAGACCGUGGAAGAGAAGAUAGUAACAGAAGAGAUAGUGACUAAGGAAGUUAAAGUUACUUCGGUAGAAGAAAGAUUGAUUAAAGAGCAAAAAGAAGAGGCUAAGUUUAUGGAAAAAAUGAAGAAGGAUAUUGAUAUGGAUAAGAUAGAAUUGACUGCUACAAGCAUUGUUGAUGAGAGUAUUGAGAAAGCUGUAAUUGUAGCUGAUGAAAUUAAAAAAGAAAUUGAUCUUGAAUUGAGUGCUAUAACCUCAGAAUCUAAAACUAGCUCAUCUGACAUGGAAACUGUAGUCAUGACAACUGCUAGAAAAGAAUCUACCAAAGAGGUUAGUGAAAUGAGUGAAACUGUUAAGGAAACUAAUGAUGUUGUUGUUAAAAAGAGUGAUGUUAGUGUUGCUAAAGAGGUUGCCAAAUUUGAAAAAGAUGACAAACAAAUUAUCGUUGACGAACGUCAAGAAUUUCGGAAACAGGAGUUAGAAGAAACUAUAGAGAGUGGUAGCGUAAGAAGGAAAUCAGAGAUGUAUGAUAGAGACGUUAAAAUGGCAGAUACAAAAGUUGAAAAGACAUCUAUAGAUGAAACUAUUGAAAGUGGUAGUGUAAGAAGAAAGUCAGAAAUGUUUGAUAACGAUGUGAAAAACAUCGAUAGUAAAGUAGAAAAGAAGUUUACAGAUGAGACAAUAGAAAGUGGUAGUGUCCGAAGGAAAUCUGAAAUGUAUGAUAAAAACGUUGAAAUGAAAUCUGUAGCCGAUACAAAAAGCGAGAGAAAGCAAUCUAAAAUAAUAUCUGACCAAAAAGAUAUUAAAGCAGUGCAAUCAGCUCAAAAGCAAACAUCUGAAAUUAAAACAGAAAAAAUCUCUACAACUACGGAGAGCGUACAUAAAUCAGACGAAAGUAAAACUAAAGAGGCUAAAUAUAGUACAGCUAAAUUGCUAGCUGAACAGAGAGCUUAUACUAUUGGAUUACAAACUAUUCCUCAUAUAAGAGGUACAGUGCAAUCAAAUUAUCACUAUGAUUUAUUGCUCAAAACCUUUUUCAUACAUUUGACUGAUGUCAUGGUUGCUCUGUCCAGGUUUAUUUUAGCUGAACCUGUACUGUCUAAGCCUCUAGAAACAAAACCAGAAGUUAAAAAAGAAGUAACUGAAGUUACUCGAGUUGAUAGGAGCGUAGUUUCUGAUACGACAGUUGUACAAGAUUCUGUGAUAGAUCGUAAAAAAACUGAAAGGUUAGAAACCGAAGAUUUGCAAAUUAGAGAAAAGAAAGAGAUAGUUGAAAAAGUGGCUGACGUAAUUAAACAAGAUCACGUGAGGGAGGUAAAGCAGCAUGAAUAUACUGAUUAUGUGGAAAAGAUUCAUCAAGAAAGUGAAAAAAGGGAAAAAAACAUUUUGUCUGGUGCUGAAAUGGCACAGUUAAGUGAUAAAAAGUCGGGGGAAUUGAUAAAUAAAAUGGAUGGAGUUAUAACUGAAUUCCAGACUAAAGCUGGUUUAGAGGAAGAGAUCACAAUGCAACGAGAAAGAAGGUCAAGAAGUAGAAGCAAAGUAGACGAAGAAAUAGUGAAAGAUGCGCUUUCCAGAGUUGAUAAAACAUCUCAAGAGAUUACUGAAGUAAGAACUACCAGCAGUGUUCUAGAGUCAAGGGAGAUGAAAACAGAAACAAAACAUGAAAGUAUGAACGUUAAAAGAGAAACCAAACACGAAGCAAGUGGAGUAAGUAGUAAGGAUGGUAAAAACACAUAUAUAUCAAUAUGUGAAGCUCAUGUUUACACUAAUAAAAAUUCAAUUUUUGAUGAAACAGCAGAAAUAUCUGAAACCACCUCAGUGGAAAGUAUCAAAGAAACAAAUAUAGCAUUAGAAGCUAACGAAGCAAUGGUUACAGAGCGCGUUGCUAUAGAAUCGCAAUCUCAAAUUAAACAAGAAGCAGAAGCUGUUGUCGAACCCCAUAAAAUUUCCAGCGCCAAAACUGAGAAAGUUAUUGUCCAAGAAAAAAAAGACGUCGUUCAAGAAACUGAUGUCCAGAAAUCUUCCAUAGAGAUUGAGAGCAAUAAAGCCGCUGUUAUUGAAAAAGUAGAGACCAUACAGCCAAUCGUGGAAUUACAUGAGGAUAUUGUCGAAAAGGCUGUUAGUGUCCAAAUAAAAAAUAAAAUGGAUAUACAAGAAAUUGAGACUACUGAAUAUAUUGAUGAAUUAAACGUUGUCAAAGAAGAAUCAAUAGAAAUCACGGAGUCACACGAUAUUUCAGAAGUACAGGUCUUGGAAGAUAUUUCUGUGAAAGCUAAGGAAGAAUCCAUAAAAAUUGAGGAGAUCAAAGACGUUAUAGUAUCAAAAGAAGAAAUUGUUUCAGUAAAGGACGAAGCUAUUGCAGUUCAGGAGGUAAAAGAAAGUGUAUCUAUAACAGAAGAAGAUACCAAAGAAGUACAAGAAGUUGUUUCAGCAAAGGAAGAGGUGGUUGAGGUGGCCCAGGAUGUGAAAAUUGAAGAUACCAAAGUUACUGAAGAAAUAGCUGUCAUUCAAGGAACUACUGAAAACAGUGAAGUGAAAGACGAAUACGCUCAGUUAAAAGUUACGAAAGAAGAAAUAACGGAAUUAGAGGAAAACAUUGAAAUUGACCAAGAAAUUGAAGUUUGUAUUAAAAAGUCUGUUCAUAUUGCUGAAUCAGAGAACCAAUACCAAUUUUUCAUUUCAGAAAGUUCUAUACAGAACGCAGAAUACGUUCAAGAAUCUUCCUUUACUGCAAGAUCUACUGAAGACUCUUCUUUCUCUUCCAGCGUUGUCCAAGAAUCUACCUUCAUUGCCAGGUCUACUGAAGAUGCUAAAAAACAGCUUACUUUGGAUCUGGAUUCAAAGAUUAAAAAAUCUGACUCACAAUCUUCAGUGAAGAGCACUAUUAGUACCCCUACUCCAUCUACUGUCCCUCCCACUCCGCUCACAGAUGAGUACGUCUUCCGACUCCAAAUGCCUCUCCCCAAACUGACUGGUCCACCUGUCCCAAGAUCUCCAAGUCCUCAGGACGAGGAUCCUCAUAUUGUUAAAAAGAAUUUGGUCCCUCAUAUAGAAACUGAAAUUAUUGAGGAAGUAGUGUAUGAAACUCCGCUUCCAACCCCGCCUGAGGAUAAAUCUUCACCACCAAAGUUUACUAAACCAGGGUUGAAAGGGGGUAAUAUGAAAUACACAUUUUUCAAGGAGGAGAUAAAAGAAAUCGAAAGAAAGUCAUCACUACUAGCAUCUGCCAUCGAUCAAACUAUCAAAUCAAUUGAAGAGUACAAGGAAGAAGUAGGAUUAGAAACCAACGUUGAUAACCCUCUUGUUUACAACGGUUACGCCAAAGUUAUAGACACUAAAGUAUACAAAGAUAAACUUGACGAAGUAAAUAUCGAAAAACAAAUUGUCAAGAACACAGAAAACAUAAACAAAAUUGUGGGAGACAGAGCAAAUACUGCUGAUUCAGUUAAUAGGGUUCAGCUUAAUGGGAUGCCAGUAAAUGUAAGUGUGACCGUUGAAAAUAACGUGGCAAAUUCAGUGACUGAAGGUAGGGAAAAUAAAAUGGGAGAAUCAAUAGAAAAUAUUUGCGUAGAGGGAUAUAGACCCGUGCCUUUCAACCCCGAAGAUGCACCACAUUUGGAGAGAGUGGAAAUUAGAAUACCGGAGCCGGUUCCAACGGUAGACCCUGGCAAGGCAUUUGUAGCAGAGAAUGGCGAGAUAAUGGGUACACAUCAGGGUAUUGUAGAUGGUUUGGAAGAAGCAGUAGUGGAUGAUGAAAUAGCCAAAGACCUAGGCAAACCUGGUAUGACAGAAGAGAAGAUCGCAGCGAUAAUAUCUGGAGAAUCAGAGAUGCUUCGGGAGGCGCACGUUAUGGGCGUCGAUUUCAAGAAGAUCAAACCUAUAGUGGAAUCCCUAAAAGAUUCUGAAGUCCUCAAAGCUUUGAACGAGGAAUUUGUUAAGACUCAAGAAGAGAAAAAGAAGGAAGAAAGAAAGUGGACCAAGUUCCUGCAGAAGCCGGCGAGGCCGGUGCCUAAAGCGAAGUUUGGAUACCACGGAUGGACGGCUAAUGAUGACGAAGUAAAAGAGUCGCCUUACAAAGUGAAAAUAGUGAAACAGCCUAAACCCAAGGUAGCGCCCGAUUACAAACCGCAGGACUUCAACACGGGCCCGCUGCCGUGGGAAGAGCGUGCGGUGAACGAGCCACCCCCACCCCCGGUGGAGGCUGAACCCCCCAUCUUGAUACCCGAGGAGAAGCCGGUGUUUCUGGAGGCUAUUGAUAAUCUGCCGGAGACCGCGGUGCCGGAUUUGGAGGAGACAGGAAUCGAACUACCUCCUGAAAAGCCAAUAGAGGAACCAACACCUGAAGCAGAGUCGGUAGCUCCAAAAGAGACAGAAGUUGAAGAAGUAGAAGAGACUAAGAAGGAAGAGCCGGUUGUAGAGGAGACCAGCAACAGCGAGAGCGAGAUGGAGAACAGGAUAGCGGAACAGCUGAUGAAGAAUGUAGAGGGGAUGGUUGACCCCAACGCACCGCUGGAGCAGCAGCUGGCCCAGAUGCGCGCGCAGCUGGCGGCGCUGGCGCAGCUGCCCGGCGUCAUCCAGCAGACCCUGGAGCUGGUGACCCGCCAGCUCUGCCAGAUUACGCAGCAGGAAGCUCAGUCUCACCACAACGUGACACAAGAACAGAUGGCGAUCGAAUCUUCCGAGAUGAUUGAAGAUUCCAAUGAAACCUCUGAAACUAUAAUCGAAGACGUAACAGAAGAAAAAGACGAGACUCAAAUUGAAGAAGUCGUCGAAAAUGGCAUUAAGGAAGAGGUGAAAGAAACGAAGACGGUGGUAGAGGUCAAGCAAAUGAAAACGGAAGAGACCAAACAAACGAAGAUGGAGGAGGUUAAAAAGGUGCAGAUGACCAGGGGCGUCGAGGAAAUGGAGAAGAUGAAGAGGGAAGAGCAGGAGAUCUUGGACGAGCAGAGAAGAAUUGAGAAGCAGAAGAAGGAAUUAACGAACGAACUGCUUGACCAAGAAUAUGAAGAGAUGCUUCAGGAGACGCCCCACGAGAUAGCUCUUAGGUUUAUUAAUGAACUUUUGGGGAGUCUUCUGCUGGAUAAAGAGCCCAAACACAUGGAACAGAGGCCAUCGCUGACCACAGCCUCAGACGGACCUAAACCUAAAGGGAAAGAGAAAGUCAUGGUGCAACCUCAGCGUGAAGAGGCCAGUCAAAAGCAAAGGCCGUCCCUAACAUCUUCGAACGGACCUAAGAAGGAAGACAAACAGGAACUAAUGGCGGACCUCCAGCUAGACCAGGAGGCCAGACAGCUGAAGCAGAGGCCUACGCCGCGCGUCGGCAAGCCCAAGCCCGUCUUUGGGCCUCUCACGCCAUCUGAGAGGCCGGUGGUGUUGCCCGGAGGCCGAAAGUGGAGGAAGCCUAAAGACGCGUACAAUGACGCGUUCAUCGCCGAGACUUUGACUGCUCAGGCGGAGCUGAUACAAGGAAAAGCGCUGGGGGUGAACUUCAUGAAGUACGAAAAGCCGCCAAUCACCACGGACCACCUCAAGAACUCGGAGGUGUACAAGCUAAUCCACGGCAUGGAACAAGAACCGGUGAAGAGGGUGGAGCUACUGACACCCGUCAUCGCUGAAGCUGACUACAGAGAGCUGCCGCACAAGCUGGAGUACCUGAAGGACUCCGAAGUGUACAAGAUGAUCCAUGAUGAAGAGAAGGAGCCACUCCGAGGAGUGAAGAUGCUUCAAUACAUCAUCGCGGAGACUCGAUACCAAGAGAAAUGCCGCUCCGUCACCCCUUCUGCCGACAUGAGACGCUAAUAAUUCUGUACUCACUGGCUUUCUCUAUCUUUUUGUGUUUUGUAUUGUCCCUUUCAUUGAAUAAUUUGUACUCGUGCCGAUUUAAAAUAAAUAUACUGUUGUAACUUCGGAAA